This is a messenger RNA of Lycium ferocissimum, 1258 nucleotides long. RefSeq names its product fructokinase. The record is from RefSeq and is a predicted model, not a curated record. Gene Ontology annotation, biological process: fructose metabolic process. Gene Ontology annotation, molecular function: fructokinase activity. The coding region runs from base 77 to 1066 and encodes 329 amino acids. Gene Ontology annotation, cellular component: cytosol. The transcript has 4 exons. NCBI's taxonomy places the organism in Eukaryota, Viridiplantae, Streptophyta, Magnoliopsida, Solanales, Solanaceae.
UCUCUCCAUCUCUCUCUCUCUAUAUUACAUAACCAUAUAUACAUACACAUAUCUUCUCUCUAUAUUCAUCAUCAUCAUGGCAGUUAACGGAAGUGCUUCUUCAGGUGGUUUGAUCGUUAGUUUCGGUGAGAUGUUAAUCGAUUUCGUUCCAACAGUUUCCGGCGUAUCCUUAGCCGAAGCUCCCGGUUUUCUCAAAGCUCCUGGCGGCGCGCCGGCAAACGUCGCUAUCGCCGUCACAAGACUCGGCGGUAAAUCGGCGUUCGUCGGGAAAUUGGGUGAUGAUGAGUUUGGACAUAUGCUUGCUGGGAUUUUGAAACAGAACGGUGUUCAAGCUGAUGGGAUUAAUUUUGAUAAGGGUGCUAGAACGGCGUUGGCGUUCGUGACUCUACGCGCUGAUGGAGAGCGUGAGUUCAUGUUUUAUAGGAAUCCUAGUGCUGAUAUGUUGCUUACACCCGAUGAAUUGAAUCUUGAUCUUAUUAGAUCUGCUAAGGUGUUCCACUACGGAUCAAUUAGUUUGAUCGUGGAGCCAUGCAGAUCAGCACAUUUGAAGGCAAUGGAAGUAGCAAAGGAGGCUGGGGCAUUGCUCUCUUAUGACCCAAACCUCCGUUUGCCACUGUGGCCAUCAGCAGAGGAGGCGAGGACCCAAAUCAAGAGCAUCUGGGACAAGGCAGAUGUGAUCAAGGUCAGUGACGUCGAGCUCGAAUUCCUCACUGGAAGUGACAAGAUUGAUGAUGAAUCCGCGAUGUCUUUAUGGCAUCCCAACUUGAAGCUCCUCUUGGUCACCCUUGGUGAGAAGGGUUGCAACUAUUACACCAAGAAAUUUCAUGGAAGCGUUGAUGCAUUCCAUGUGAAGACUGUUGACACCACCGGAGCUGGUGAUUCUUUUGUUGGUGCCCUUCUAACCAAGAUUGUUGAUGACCAAGCCAUUCUUGAGGAUGAAGCAAGGUUGAAGGAAGUACUAAGGUUUUCAUGUGCAUGUGGAGCCAUCACAACCACCAAGAAAGGAGCAAUCCCAGCUCUACCUACAGAAGCUGAAGCCCUCACUUUACUUAAGGGAGGAGCAUAGAAUGAUGAUGAUGUUACCCUUUUUUAAUUCUUUUACAUCUCCAUAUAUUUGGCCCCUUUAUGAGUUUUUGCUUUCAAUCUAUCAAGCUAGUAGCAACCUUUCAAUUUUUAGUUUUGGGGUUUCGGAUUUUAAUGUUUUCUUGUGAUGAUCAAAGACUGUGCAUAAAGGCACUUAAUAAACUAAGCUUUCCUA